GCAGUGUGUAAACAACUCUACCUUUAAUUGGCUGAGGUCUUUAAAUUAUCAAACUAUGUCUGUUAAUUUGUCCAGCAGAACAUCAAUUAGAUUACUUCACAGUCUAAUGAAAAGAUCCAGUGUCUACAGCACUGGUAUCCUGCAUCAUGGACUGACUACUUCAUCACAACUCAGCACUGACAAGAUUAUUGUACCUAACAGAAUACCAAGAUCAUCAACAGCUAUACUUGAGGCGCUGGCAAGCACUGUGAGUCGCGACACCUCAGGACCACAUUACAAGUAUCACGAUGAUCCUUACUUAACACCGGCCUCCAAUCUUGUCAAGAGGACCUUUUCCCUCUCCAAGGAAGCUGGACGUAAGGCUGCACGAUGCAUACGUGAUGAAAAUGCCAGUCUUUUCACACACCGGCCAGAUGACCCAUUUAUUGAGGAUUUUUUCCCCAAAACUUCUUACACUGAAGAGAGCAAUGUGAGUGAGGAAACCCUUCAUGACCUGAUCCAGAAAUGUUCAGUGUCAGAUGCCAUUACUGUGUAUCAUAUCUGCAAGUCUAAGGCUGUUGAGUUGAGUGAUAAAGUUCGCCAGGAACUUCUUGAACUGGUCUCCUAUUACAACUGUGAGGACCCCCUGGAUAAAGACUGGGUUGAAGAGCGCUGGUACCGCCAAGGUGUCCUGACAGUCAGGAAAACAUGGAAAGAUAACGGACUUGCUGAAGAGUUGUUCGAGUCUUUAAGUAACAGAGGACCUGCAGCAUAUAGUGCCCUGAUUCGUGGUAUGGCUCAGUACUUGCAGGUUGACAGAGCCUGGCAGCUUUAUCAGGAAUGCAGGGAGAAGGAUAUUCCUCUGGAUGCUCACACUUACAACUCUCUCAUCCGGGUUGCUUCAUAUCUCCGCGAUGCCUUUGAACUUCGGUGGCAGCUAGUCAAGGAACUGUUGACUACCAUGGCAGAAUCAGGUAUUGACCCAAACUUAGGAACACUGAACAGUACUCUGGAAGCCCUCGGUCAGGUGGCUAGCUGGCGACAGGCACGGCAGAUCAGUCUUCAGGUCCUCGCCGAAUUCAAUAGCCUCGGAAUCCAACCAUCCCUGGCAUCAUAUUAUUACCUGCUGACUAUACACUGCCGAGAACGGGGACCCAUAAGUCAUAUCUUGAUUGAUAUCCUUGACCACAUUGAGGGAAAGGAGUUCAGUGUUGAGGAUCCUAAAGACACAUUCUUCUUCGUCACUGCUAUGGGUAUUAGCCGCAACCAUGUACAGAGCUUGGAUGUGGCCAGGAGGGUGGAUGACUUGCUACACACUGGUAGUAACUAUGAUCUGAUCGGAGACUCGUAUAAAGAAUCCAUUUAUUAUCGUCACUAUUUUGGACUGGCUUGUUCAUCUCUGACUAUUGAUGACUUCAUGUUACUGUACCAGGAAUUAGUCCCACAUAUAUAUACUCCAGAACCUGGGGUAAUGGGGGAGGUGUUGAGGUCAGUGGGAGUUCAGGAGGCAUUUGAAUAUUUACCCCAACUAUGGUCAGACAUGAUAGUGUUUGACCACACUAAUCAAGAGCGGCUCGUCACGCUUGUGUUGUCGGCACUGUCCAAGUAUCGGCCGUCACAAGAACAGGAGCAGUUAACUCGGCAGCUGGCAGAUAUUGCUUGGGAUAUAUGGACUAGGGUGCAGGGACAGGAUGAGACCAGACGACAAAAGGUUUCAUGGACAGGCCAAAUGAUUGGAGAUUUGAUAACUACCUUGGUUUAUUGUGGAGAGUAUGGUAAGGCUUCAGAGGUGAUGAAGGAAGCAAAUACUAAUGCCCACAAUGUACUGGGAGCUAUACCCAUUACCUCAUUACACACUCUGAAUGAAGUUGCAGUUGAUAAGAAAGAUGCUGACAUAGCUGUGAGCAUAGUUAUAUAUGCACUGGAUGCUGGACACCAAGAGGCUGGGGAAAUGGCAAAACAACUUCAAUCCAAGUUAACUCUCAGCACACAGAACCGGGCAAAACUUAGUUCAGUUUUUGGUAGUGAGCUUCUAAGUUCACCAUGAAGAUUCUGAUAUUCUUAAUUAUUGAGUAUUAUGUAAACAAUAUUUAUCGGUCAUGUACAAAACUGGGACAAGAGGAAGUGUGUGGUACUUCAACACAGCACCCAGGAGAAACACAGGUACAGUAUUCAUGUAUAGAGGCAGUCCCACCAUUAACAAUUUAUAGAUAAGAAGUAAUUAGUAUCAUUUAUAUGUUAAACUCAUGUAUAUUAUGAAAAUAAUUUACAAGAUUUUUUAUUUUGAAUCUAUGAUGGAUAAUUUAUCAAAAGUCAAAGGGAAAAAAAUAGUUUUCUUCCGGUUACAUUUACAGUACAGUAUAAAAAAAUUGCUUUGUUUUAUAGGAUUGUCAUUAUUAAUGUUACCCCCAAUCAGUCUCUUAUGCUAUAAGUAAAAUGCUCCAGUUUUCCCUCCACAUAACUUCAGCACCAUAGUAAUUUAAUUAACAGUUGCUGACUUUGUAAGCUGUUAAGUGCAAGAGAAUUAAUAUGAAAGUGCAACUAAUUUUUAGUACUGUACAGUAAUUGUAUAUAGUAAACAAAAUAAUUCUUUAAUGUUGCAAGCAAGUGCCAUGUGUGAAUACUAUUAUGAAAUUUGUAGUCAAUGUCUUUAAGCAUAUUUAAUACUGAAACUAAGUUCUUAUAGGAAGAGAAAGGAUGGGAAUUAGACACUGAACAAAAAAUUGCCAAUACAAUUAUAGAGAACUUAGUGAUGAUGGAUAUUUUACUUUCUAUCAUUUAAUUUACUGAAACAUACCUUGGUUAAUCCCCUUGUUACUAAUACAGGAUGAAACUCCCAUGUCCGGCAUUUUAACUUACGGCAACUCCCAAAAAUUGCAUCGUUUUCAGAAAUUCCUUUACCCAGCAAACCUCCCAAUGGGUAGCAGGAUCUCAUAGUUUUGCCAGUUUGUCACUACGGUUAUGUUUUCGUAGCGUGCCGAUCGCUCCUGCCAUUCAGUUCAUUUGUUAUAAUUCAUAGCCGAGGGUGGUGGUGUGCUUAUUGAAGUGUUACAGUUUUAUUCUACCCUUACUGAACUGCACCAUGGCUCCCAGAUUUCAAAAUACCAAAUGUGUUUUUAUACCUAAAACACUUCAAAGAAAUUACACUACAUAUAAAGUACAGUUACAGUAUCAGUGACUCGUUACAAGUACAUAAAAAUUACAACAUUCUAAAUAAUGGUAAUUUAUUAUAUCUUGCUUGGAGUUGGUCCUGUGGUUGCUGGUUAUGGGAGCUUCAACCUGUAGUAGAAAUGUCUAAAUUCAUAUUAGUAUUUUAACCAUGUAAAUAAAAGCUGUAUAAAUAUAA
This is a messenger RNA of Homarus americanus (American lobster), 3325 nucleotides long. RefSeq names its product protein PTCD3 homolog, mitochondrial-like. Gene Ontology annotation, cellular component: mitochondrion. The record is from RefSeq and is a predicted model, not a curated record. Gene Ontology annotation, biological process: mitochondrial translation. The coding region runs from base 56 to 2026 and encodes 656 amino acids. Gene Ontology annotation, molecular function: rRNA binding; protein binding; ribosomal small subunit binding. NCBI's taxonomy places the organism in Eukaryota, Metazoa, Arthropoda, Malacostraca, Decapoda, Nephropidae. The transcript has 14 exons.